CCUGCGCCUGAGGAGUUGAAAGCAAGAGCCCGUGAUGUCGUGGAAGGAAAACAUGUGAUGAGCACUAAGUUGCAGCCAAGCAUACUUCAGACAAUUCCGCCCUUCCUCGCCUUUGACAACACAAUGUCUGAUGUGAAAGCCUGUCCCACUGUGAGCGGAAAUCCUCCUCCACCAGAGGUCAUCAAUCCCAAGAAGCCUGGACGUGUAACCAAUCAGCUGCAGUAUCUGGAGAAGGUGGUGAUCAAAGCUUUAUGGAGGCAUCACUUCUCAUGGCCCUUUCGCCAGCCCGUUGAUGCAGUAGCACUGCGUCUCCCAGAUUAUUAUACAAUUAUUACAAAUCCUAUGGAUCUGGGCACUAUUAAGAAGCGUCUUCAGAACAAGUAUUACUGCCAAGCACUUGAGUGUAUACAAGACUUCAACACCAUGUUUACCAACUGCUAUAUGUACAAUCGGCCUGGGGACGACAUUGUUUUUAUGGCUCAGACUCUGGAGAAGCUUUUUUUGCAAAAGGUGUCCCAAAUGCCUAAGGACGAGUGUGAAGUUACAGCAGUCACUACAGAGGAACCAGUCAAAGUGAGAAAGACAAGUGCAGGUGCAUUAAAGCAGAGGUCCCUCCUGUCAGAAGUUGUUCUCCAACAGACAGUGACAGUCAUUCCCCCUGACAUGCCUCAGUUCAACCCACCCAUACAGCUCUCUCCACAAACUGAUACAACAAUUAAAAAAGGUUUUAAGAGGAAAGCAAACCCCAAAGCCUCCACCACCUCAGCGAUCACCAGCAGUGAAGCGUCGCCGGGCGAGGAGCGUUCAGCACCUACAUUAUUCUCCAGAAGAGGCAACGGCAGGCCCAUCAAACCUCCUAAGAAAGACCUGCCUGCCUGUGAGGGAAAGAAGGUCAGACUGUCUGAGCAGCUGCGGUUCUGCAGUGAUAUCCUGAAGGAGAUGCUCUCAAAGAGGCACUAUGCAUGCGCAUGGCCCUUUUAUACACCUGUUGAUGCCGUUGCUUUGGGCUUGCACGACUACCAUGACAUCAUCAAGCAGCCCAUGGACCUGAGCACCAUCAGGAGGAAAAUGGAUCGACGAGAGUAUGCAAACGCAAAGGACUUUGCUGCUGAUGUGCGACUGAUGUUUUCCAACUGUUACAAAUACAAUCCACCUUCACACGAGGUGGUCUACAUGGCGAGGAAGCUCCAGGAAAUUUUUGAGGCUCGUUUUCUGAAGGUUCCCAAAGAACCGGAGGGUUGUUCCAUAUCUCGCCAGCAGGUUAUCAAGAGUAAAGGAGACAGAGUUGGCAGUUUGUCAACCUCCGAAAGUUCUGCCAGUGAAAGCUCCUCAGAGACAGAAAGCUCUUCAGAAGAGGUGGCGUUGCAGCUGGCCUACCUGGAGGAGCGGUUGAAAGCUGUUCACGAUCAGCUGAAGAAACUGACCCAAGAUCCCCUGAUGAAACCCAAGAAAAAAGACAAGUUGAAAAAGGAGAGAAGAUGUAAAGAAAAGGAUAUUGCUCGACUGAAGCACAAAUCCUCUAAAUACAAAUCUGUAGUAGAAAAAAUCACCAACAGCAAGAGCUCUUCUUUGCAUGGCAACAAACACAGUGUUCACAGAGUACCUGUAAAACGUGAGGAUGAGGUCCCAACAACACCAGUAACCUACCAGGAGAGGAGGCAGCUGAAAUUGGACAUCAACAAGCUGCCUGGUGACAAGCUGGGCAAACUGGUGAGCAUCAUUCAUGCCAGGGAGUCGUGUCUGCCACAUUCCGGUCUAGAGGAGGUUGAGGUGGACUUUGAAAAGCUCAGGCCUUCCACACUCAGAGCCCUGCAGAGGUUUGUGGCAGAAUGCAUGAAGAAAUGCAACAAGAACAGGAGCAGUAAAAAGCUGAAGCCCACAGAAGGAACGCAGACUGGGAGACUAAAGGAUGCUGGGAGAUCUGCGGUUGUCAGUAAAGAGCGGCACUUCAUGAAUAAAAAAAAGCCAGUAGCUAAAUUCCUGGCACCUCCAGAGCUCAGCUGCCCGGCUCGCCUCAGUGACAGCAGCUGCAGCAGCUCGGCAUCCAGCUCGGACAGCAGCAGCCAUGGUAGCAGUCUGUGUAGCACUGACAGCAGUGACUCUGAAUCAGUGCCAAAAACAAAGAAGCUGAAAAGUAAAGAAUCUUGCCAAAAGGUUAAGACGAAGUCAAAGGUCACUCGCGCUGCCUGUAGUAAGCAGAUAACGGAGGCCAAAGAUCUGACGAAAGCCUCGGUCCAGACCUGUCAGCCUCCCCCUGCAGCACAGAUCUCAGAAUCAGAACCUAAAGGCCACCCGGCACACUGCAGUGUGGACCAGACCUGUGAUGAGCAGACUUUGUCACCUCCAGAUUUGUCUGCCCUUUUAUCCCCCAUGGCAUCUCCAGGAGUUACGCUGGACUGGGCUGCUGCCAGGUUUGAGCAGGCCCCAGUGCUGUCCCCCCUGAGAGACAGCCCACUGCAGUCCAAAGAUGAGACGAGAUCCAAUUUCAGAUACCUGGAGGACGUCCUUGACAGUCAGUUGACUAAUGUGCCUUACACCACACAGAAACCUGCUGAAGAGGAAAAACCCCAGGUUCCCAAAAAGGACAUUGUCCUGAAAAAUGCGGAGUCCUGGGCGAGACUCGUGAGACAGUCAGUCACUCCAACUACUAUCAAGUCCUCAAAGGAGAGCUUUCAGCAUUUCCGUAAGGCUGCCAUAGAAAAGGAGGAACGUGAAAAAGCACUGAAGAAGAAACAGACUGAAGAGACCAGAGAGAAGGAGGCUCCUGAAAACAGCAGCCUACCAGGCCCAUGCAAAGCAGAACAGAAUCCACAGCCUGUUACAGAGGAUCCUGAUUCAGCAGAGAUCAUUUGCACAGAGGGUACCUUAGAUGCCCCCAAAGAUGCUGAGCAGCAAAAGCCAAAGUCUCCCAGGGACACACAACCUCUGACCACACAGUUGUCAGUAGAUAAGCAAAGAGAGAUGGCCCGCAGAAAGGAACAGGAGCGUCGCAGGCGAGAGGCUAUGUCUGGUAUUGACAUGACUAUGCAGCGGGACAUCAUGACUACAUUUGAGCUUAACCUGGACUGAACUGGGAUUUACUUGAAACAUGUUCUUUGUGUGUGAUUCCAUAAUAACU
This is a messenger RNA of Toxotes jaculatrix (banded archerfish), 3118 nucleotides long. It is a transcript of the gene brdt, whose product is annotated as bromodomain, testis-specific. The coding region runs from base 58 to 3069 and encodes 1003 amino acids. Gene Ontology annotation, cellular component: nucleus; chromatin. The transcript is spliced from 20 exons. Gene Ontology annotation, biological process: positive regulation of transcription elongation by RNA polymerase II; chromatin remodeling. The record is from RefSeq and is a predicted model, not a curated record. Lineage: Eukaryota; Metazoa; Chordata; Actinopteri; Toxotidae.